AGAAAGUCCGUUCAGUUGAGCACUGUUAUGGAGGCCUGUUGGAAUGACGCAUAGGCCGCUCAGAGUUUCAGGACCUGCUUGUUGUAGGAACUUCAAGGAGUGAAAGGGGCUGCAAUAGCCUUUGCUGCUGGCUGCAACACGCAUGGUGUGAGCGUUAUGCAGCCUCUGCUGCUGGGAGGGGCACUGGGUGCGCAGGCGGUGUCAGGAGCCGUAAGCAGGGACCGGGCCGCGACGCGCCCAUCCGCACGGGGCCUCGCUGGAAGCUUGGGGAGUCGCUGGUGGGGGCCGUAUGCAGCCUCUGCUGCUGGCAGCCGUAAGCAGGGACCGGGCCGCGGCGCGCCCAUCCGCACGGGGCCUGUCGGUUGAUGCGGUAUGCCUGGCGUGUAGAACGCGUGCCCCAACACAUUGUACCAUGUGAUUACAGCGCUGAAAGCUUGGGGAGUCACUGGUGGGGGCGGUAUGCAGCCUCUGCCGCCGGCAGGGGCACUGGGUGCUCAGCCGAUGUCAGGAACCGUAAGCAGGGACAGGGCAGUGGCGCGCCCAUCCGCACGGGGCCUGUCGGUUGAUGCGGUAUGCCUGGCGUGUAGAACGCGUGCCCCAACACAUUAUACCAUGUGAUUACAGCACUGGAAGCUUCGGAGUCGCUGGUGGGGGCGGUAUGCAGCCUCUGCCGCCGGCAGGGGCACUGGGUGCUCAGGCGAUGUCAGGAACCGUAAACAGGGACAGGGCAGUGGCGCGCCCAUCCGCACGGGGCCUGUAGGUUGAUGCGGUAUGCCUGGCGUGUAGAACGCGCGCGCAAACACAUGGUACCAUGUGAUUACAGCGCUGGAAGCUUGGGGAGUCGCUGGUGUGGGCCGUAUGCAGCCUCUGCUGCUGGCAGCCGUAAGCAGGGACCGGGCCGCGGCGCGCCCAUCCGCACGGGGCUUGUCGGUUGAUGCGGUAUGCCUGGCGUGUAGAACGCGUGCCCC
Molecule: messenger RNA, 968 nt
Organism: Chlamydomonas reinhardtii
Lineage: Eukaryota; Viridiplantae; Chlorophyta; Chlorophyceae; Chlamydomonadales; Chlamydomonadaceae
Exons: 2
Coding region: 157-366 (69 amino acids)
Source: RefSeq, a predicted model, not a curated record